Molecule: messenger RNA, 987 nt
Organism: Chironomus riparius
Lineage: Eukaryota; Metazoa; Arthropoda; Insecta; Diptera; Chironomidae
Source: the annotation of a GenBank genome assembly
AUGGACUUUGAUGAAAUCCCGAGUGGAUCAAAACAAAAUCUCAAGAAACAAAGAAAACAAGUUCCAGAAAAAAAAACUCCACGGCGGAACCUGAAGUUCCAAAAAAUAAUUUCACAAAUCAAGUUGCAGGUUAAGCCUGCAUUUAAAAUUUCAUCAGCGGCUACAACACAAGUCAUAGUCAAAAAUGUUGAGGACAAGGCCUCAAUAAUCAGCGUAUUGCGGUCUCAAUGCAUCCCAUUUCACACUUUCUCCGAGAAAUCGGAGAAAACAAAGUCAUUCGUUCUGAAAGGAUUUUACGAAACACCAACGAAUGAAAAGCCCUUUUAUCUUGUGCAUUUUCAAGAUGAAAGUGUGAACUUCAACUGCCAACGUUGGGGUCACUCAUCUCAAAAUUGUGGAUAUAAGUUCCGAUGUGUUAAGUGCACGGAAGUUCACGGACCAAAUCAAUGUCAACGAUCCACUCGUGAUGGAAAUGCCAAGUGCAUUAAUUGCAAUGGUGAUCAUGCUGCCAGUUAUAGACUGUGCCCAUCGUUCAUUUCGUAUUCCAAGAGAAUCGAAAAGUCAAGAGCCAAACCACAACUCAAAAUGCUGCGACAGAUAUCAAGUCUUUGGGACAGUAACAAUUUUCCAUCGUUAAGCAAACGACAUCAAGUUUCUGCUCAUUCACAUCCAGUGAAUGCUGCAAGUAACUCAUCAGCAACAUUUCAAGAAGAUAUUAAUCAGCAACAACUGAUCAAUAAUACCAGUUAUGCAGAGAAACUCAACGAAGCAGUAAUGAAUGUAAGCCUUUUCAAGAAAUUCACAGAAGCUCAAGAACGUUUAAAGAGAAUCCCCAACAUUGAAGAAGCAAUAAAUCAGUUCUGCAGUUUCGUCGACGAAGCCGGAAAGAUCCCAAAGGAUGCACCUCAAGUAACUGCAUUUAAACUCAUGGUGAAGUAUGGCUUCAUGAGCUGCCCACCAGCACCGAACAAGCCAGUUCAAAAAUAA